Cicer arietinum (chickpea) is the source of this 928-nucleotide messenger RNA. Its product is annotated as transmembrane emp24 domain-containing protein p24delta9-like. NCBI's taxonomy places the organism in Eukaryota, Viridiplantae, Streptophyta, Magnoliopsida, Fabales, Fabaceae. The record is from RefSeq and is a predicted model, not a curated record.
GAAUUAACAACCAAAUUUGGACAAACACAUGAUAUAGUAUACAUUAAAUGUAAUUAUCUUUCAACCCCCCACUGUUUAGAGCAACAAAUCAAACACAUACUAGAAACUACGAGUGUGUUUUUGAUUGUUCACUUUCUUUGUCUCAUUUCAUUACUACCAUGAAUAUGUUAGAGUUCAAUACUCGAAAAUCCUAUUUGCUCUUUCUUGUUGGUGUAGCUUUGGGUUUGUUUUCAUAUUCAGUUGAAUCCAUGAGAUUUGAUUUGCCACAUGGUAAAACCAAUAGAUGCUUCUCCGAAAACGUAAAGAAGAGUUCGAUGGUCGUUGGCAACUACUCCAUCGUCAAUUCCAACAAUGGUCACCCUUUGCCUGCUAACCACAUCAUCGAUGUUCGGGUGUCUACUGAUGGAGGUAGGGCCCCAUAUCAUGUUGCAGAGGGUGUUCAAUCAGGCCAGUUUGCAUUUACGGCAUAUCAAAGUGGCGACUACUCGGUAUGCUUUGUUGAUACAAAUGACGAUCCUCAAGUAACACUCUCUGUUGAUUUGGAGUGGAAAACUGGAGUAGCAACCAUUAAUUACCCCAAUAUUGUAAAGAGAAACCUCGUUGAUAGAAUGGCACUAGAUGUAAUUUAUUUGCAUAAAGUUGCCGUGUCUAUUAUGGAUGAGAUGUUAUAUCUUCGUGAAGAAAAUGACCAAAUGCUAAUGCUCAAUUACACAACAGACACCAAAAUGUUCUGGUUGAGUUUUGUUUCAUUUCUUGUCUGCUUCUCAGUAGCAGGGUUGCAAUUAUGGCACUUGAAGACCUUUUUUGAGAAAAAGAAAAUCAUAUAAUUUUGUUGUUGUUGUAGUUUAAUUAUACAAUUUUUCUUAUAUGUGGUAUUUAAUUAUUUGAAUGUUAAUUAUACUUAAUGAGGUGUCUAAAUUGAAUCGGA